GCAGACAUUAUUCACUUCAGGAAGCUCAUUCAGAAGGUGCUUAGCAUAAGAAGAGGAAAAGCCAGCAUGGCAGCAGACAGUGAUGUGGCUCCUGAAGGAAAGUCAAGCGCUUCUCCUCCCAAAAGGGCUGUCCACAAGAUCCAAAUGGCCAGCGGAGUCUACAGCUUGGCACAAGGUUGGCAGCAGUGGGUAUCUGACCACCACAUAAAGCAAGCCCAAGAGCCUUCUGGAUGGGUUCUCCCUGCAGAAGACUCAUCAGCUCAGCCUGUCCAAGAAAGAUCCUUUGAAAAAUGGUCAAUUCCAUCUGUCAAGAGGGACCAAGGAAAAGAUGACAAAAAAUCCUCAGCCAAGGAAUCACUGACAGUAAGAGAUGCUGAAAAAAAUUCAAGGGAAUCAGAUGAAGCCCUCAAAAAGUUCAGCAUUAAAAGCAAAGAGGUGACCAAAACCGUUGUAAGCAAAGCCUAUGAACGGGGAGGUGACGUUAGCCUUCUCAGUGAAAGGUAUGAGAAAAACAAUAGCAAUUCAGAGAUGACCAAGCUCAAAGAAGAAUCCAGUGCUGUUGACAAAAUUCUUGGUGGCAAAUUAUCUCCAACCAUGAGGAGAAAGUGUUCAAACAUGGUAUCAGAGCUGACCAAGGGCUGGAAACAGGUGGAACAAGAGGACAAAAGGGAGGCUAAGGAAAAUCUGCUACUUAAGUGCCAUCGUGACAGCGUAGAUACAGUGGACAGUGGCUAUGGGGAAGCAGAGGACAAACUUGAGCAAGAAGACAGUGACCGAGAGGUGACAGCUGUGAGGAUUAAACGACCUAUGCCAUCUCUGGCAAGCAGGUUUAGUGAAGAAGCACGCACCCAAGCCCACAGGAAACACAGCGCUGUCAACAGCCUGAAGGAUAGAUGGCAAGAAUGGGCCGACCAGCACAUCGUAACACAGAAGCUGAACCCCUUCAGCGAAGAAUUUGACCAUGAGUUGGCCAUGUCCACACGCCUGCACAAAGGAGAUGAAGGCUAUGGCCAUCCAAAGGAAGGAACCAAAACUGCUGAAAGGGCCAAGAGAGCAGAGGCCCACAUCCACCGGGAGAUUAGAGACAUGUGCUUCAUCAUUGAAUCAAUGGCUAAACCACAGCCCGACGGCAAGAUCCAAGUCACUUUCGGGGAACUCUUUGAGAGAUACGUUCGUAUUUCAGAUAAGGUUGUUGGGAUUCUCCUGAGAGCCAGGAAACACGGGCUGGUGGACUUUGAUGGAGAAAUGUUAUGGCAAGGAAGGGAUGAUAAUGUCAUAAUUACUUUAUUAAAAUAGGUAUGCUACUACCAGAACAAUUUGCUUUGGAAAACCUCUCUCUACUUCCCCUUUGCUAUUAGCAUUUGCACAUUUUGAAUACAAGACUCCCCUGCUCACCCACAAGUGAUAAUGAGCCUUUUUCUAACUACGUAUUUUAUAACUACUGUGUGGUAAUGCAAGCGUUCAAAUGGAUUUUUCUCUAUACUAGAAGGGCUUGUAGGACACUUCAGUUGGUUAUUACAUGAAAAAUAAAGAGAAAAAUCCAUAUUGAAUAUAAGCAGCUGAUUAUUAAACCCCAUAACAACAAAUGAAUUCUAAUUGUUAUGUGUUUUGAAGAUUUUCCCAGUUAUUUAAACUGGGAUAUCAGGAAUGCCAGAUCAGAAGUUCAAUGACAAUAUAAAAUACGACCAAGUUCUUUGUCAUGAAAGUGAUCUUGUGCAUGUAUUUUCUAAAUAAUUUAUUUAAAUGAAUUUAGAAUAGUUUGAAUACAGAAUCAAGGAUACCACAUCUGUUUCCUUUACAAGCAGGAUACUCAAAUACUACUGGAGUAUUAUCUGGUUGCAACUAGUGACACAACUUUCUCUUAUAUAUCACAUACAAACUUAGACAAAAUAGCUUUUUAUAAAUUCAGUUUUAUAUUUUAUUUAUAUAUAGUUAUUUCUAGAACUAAUUUAUUAGUUUUAUAUCUAGAAUUAUGGAUGUUGGAGAGAAAACACCCAAUAGAAUGUAAUGCACACAAAAAAAUUCUGAUAGUCACAUAGAAAAUACCUCCUAUGAAAUGCUGUGCAAUGCAUCAUAUAAUUUACCUAUGUAAAUAGUAUUUAUAAAUAUAAGGGAAAACAACAUGUAACAUAACAAAAACAGUCAGGUACUUGUACUGUUGUGUAUAACAAAAAAGUUCCUACAAUUGGCCUCCUCCAUUGAAAUAUACUUCUCUGAGAAAAGACACAAACACCAUUUGAAACUGGAAUCAACAAACUUUAGGAAAAUGGUGUUCAUAUUACAGAGAAACUCUGGUCUACUUUUACAGCACUUGUCAGCUGAACCAUUCUGAUGUUACGAAAAUAAUAUAUUUCAGUCCAGGUGAUGCUGAAGAGGAGUAAAUGCUAAUUAACUGAUACUUCUAGUUGUUAAAAUUGUUUGUAUUAUGUACAAAUUUGAGACACAAAUCUAUAGGGUCUCCAAUGCUUACUGGAUUAUAUAGAUCACUGUUUCUCUAAACUACUACUGUAAAAAUAGCUAUCCUACUAAAAAUGUGAUUAAUUUAAAAAACAUUUUUCAGAACAAGAUGCCUGGGCAAGUAAUUUGCAUAAUGAAAAAGCUUUUUUCUCCACCCCCAAAAAAAGAUUAUUUCAAACAGAAAGAGCAAAUACUUUCUUACAGAAGAAAAUAUGUAUGAAAACAUCUUGUCUGUGUGAUAAAACAAAUAUUGAGAUCUUAUUACGAGUAACUAUACUCUGGUUUGAAACUCCAAUGGACAAAUAAGUAAAAUACUCUCUAAGUCGGUGAUACAAGAACUUACGAGUAUGCAUAUUGUAAGUCUAUGUAAAUAAUGAAUAUUUUAGACACAGUUGUAUGUUGUGAACCUAAGGAACUAAAAAAAUCAUUAUAAGAUGGAUUCAGCAGAACUUACUCAAUAUUUUCUCAAGAUCUCCGACUACUCAAGCUGACCUGCAAAACUGACCUUUUGAGUGCAAUACUUACAUAUCAUUAUCUGCAUGUUCUUGUCUUAUUCUUUAUGUCUUUAUAUAACGACCUUCGCAGAUGUCUAAAUUGUCUUGAGGAAAUUUGGUUGUCAAAGCAAUACAUGAACUAUAAAUAAAACCCUUAAUUGACAA
Molecule: messenger RNA, 3116 nt
Organism: Apus apus (common swift)
Lineage: Eukaryota; Metazoa; Chordata; Aves; Apodiformes; Apodidae
Gene: ABRA
Product: actin binding Rho activating protein
Exons: 2
Coding region: 67-1296 (409 amino acids)
Biological process (GO): positive regulation of Rho protein signal transduction; positive regulation of transcription by RNA polymerase II
Cellular component (GO): sarcomere
Molecular function (GO): actin binding
Source: RefSeq, a predicted model, not a curated record